UUAUAAAGAAUAUAAGAAUAACAUGCAGUUUCAGCAAUGUCAUAUUACGGAUAUUCAUCACAAUAUGAAACAGGACUCCCUCACCUCUGUUUUUACCAAAUAUAAAAAAAACACAAAUGUUAAAAUGCAAACACAAGGCAUGUAG
Messenger RNA from Funneliformis geosporum, 145 nucleotides. NCBI's taxonomy places the organism in Eukaryota, Fungi, Glomeromycota, Glomeromycetes, Glomerales, Glomeraceae. The record is from the annotation of a GenBank genome assembly.